This is a messenger RNA of Acromyrmex echinatior (Panamanian leafcutter ant), 2079 nucleotides long. It is a transcript of the gene Arglu1, whose product is annotated as Arginine and glutamate rich 1. Lineage: Eukaryota; Metazoa; Arthropoda; Insecta; Hymenoptera; Formicidae. Gene Ontology annotation, cellular component: mitochondrion; nucleoplasm. Gene Ontology annotation, molecular function: cadherin binding. The record is from RefSeq and is a predicted model, not a curated record.
CUUUGUGAUUUAAAGAUGGCUGCCAGUUGAGAAGUGCGCAGUGAAUAAUGGUGUGUGGAUGUUUGCUUUGGUAUUUGGAUAUCGCUCGUCUCGUCUCGCGGCAGUGAGUUCGCGUCGUCUCGUGUCCAAGGCGGUCAGCCCAACUCUUUUCGGAAUCGCGACUGCAUCAGAUAGUGGAAAAACGAUCGAACUCGAAGAAAUGGGCCGGUCGCGUUCUCGAUCGAAAUCGCCGAGCAGACGGCGUCACAAGAGCAAGCAUUCGCGUAAGCGGUCCAAAUCGCGCGAGAAGCACUCCAACAACAAGUACUCGGACAAGCCGAAGGAGCGCAGCUCCAAGUCCAGAAAACGAUCCCAUUCCGCGUCGUCCAGCACUGGUACGGAUGUAUCAGAUGAUGUGCACAUCGUCAGUCACAAGAAACGUUCGUACAGGGACAGGGAUCGAAAGAUGGACGAGGUGGAAAGGCUUGCGGAAAUGGAGCGGCAAAGGAAAAAGAAAGAAUUAAUGAACAAAAUCUUCACUACGAGCUCAGUUGGACGUCAACGCGAGGUGGAACAAAAGAUGGUGGAAGAAGAAGCAGCCAAACGUAUAGAAGAGCUUGUACAAAAGAGGGUAGAAGAGGAGCUUGAGAAACGUAAGGAAGAAAUUGAUGCAGAGGUGCAAAGGCGGGUGGAAGAAGCCAAGAGGGCUAUGGAGCGUCAAAUGAUGGAGGAAAUGGAAUGGAGACAAGCGAAACUACGAGAGGAGGAGAAACGAAGAGAGGUAAGAUCUAUCCAUAGAAAUAUUGAAAAUAUUAUUGAAAAAAACAACAGAAAGAUAGAGGAGGCUCAGAAGAAAUUGGCUGAAGAAAGGUUGGCCAUGGUUGAAGAACAACGAUUAAUGGAAGAAGAAAGGCAAAAAAUGAGAAAGGAACAUGAAAAGCGUGUUAAGGAGGAGCAAAAGAGGAUCUUAGGCAAAAAUAAUUCAAGGCCUAAGUUAUCUUUUACAUUAAAAUCGGUUACGUAAGUUUAGUAUUUGUAUUGUUUCAUGCAGUUUUACAUGUGAUAUAUACACGAAAUCUUGUCAUCUUUCGUACUUGAUUCGCGAGAAUAGUUAUUAUAAAUUGUGUCUAUGUAGGUAUAUAAGUAUACUUAUAUAGAUACAUAGAUAAGUGCUGUAAUAUAAGAUACGAAGCUCACCCUAAUGUAUUCAAAUGUUUGUUGAAGUCAUACAAGAAGGAAUUUUAUUUAUGAUUGAUACUAGCAUACAUCAAAAUUAAAUAAUCAAUUCUCAUCUUGUGAGAUUUCAACACAGAUACAGAUGGGAUUUCAUGUUACAUGAGAUUAUGCUAAUAUCAGUAUGAACGAAUAAGUUUGUAAUGUAAAGUUAUCACACUUUGUACAUCAUACUUUGUUUUGUGUGUAAUUAAUUCGUUUACUGAUAUAAGCAUAUUCUAGCUUGUUUAGAUGUGUUCCAUGAUUUAUACAUAUGCUAUUUGUACAUCAUAGGUCCUCUAUUCUAUUAUUUUAUAUAUCAUUUCGAUAUAUAAAAAUCGGUUUUAUUUCAGUAAAAUAAAUCGUAUAUAUCACAUUAGAUCAUGUUGCAAUAAUAGUAAAUUGAUUGUUUAUACAGUUAAAUUGGCCGAAUGGAAUUUAUUAAUGGAAGAUACGCUCACAUUAUUUCCCUUUUUUAAACAGUUGUUUUUUAUGAACAACCUCCACGAUAAUAAUGUUCGCAAUGAUUUUUAUUGGAAACACUGUAAACACCGGACAACUAUUUUACAAUUAUAUUAAGAUUAUAUAUUAUCUAAAUAAUGUACAUUAUUUCGAUCUGACGCAGAAUAUAUUCUGCAAAGCGGCAAAAUGGAACGAUAUACGUUUUACGAUUAAAAAAUCAAAUGAAGUAAUAUAACGAUUUAAAAAGUUGCAAAAAUGAUUUUGUACGUGAGUAAUGAAUGAUACGUGAAGCGUGACAUAAUCCUAUCUACGUUAACCGUGUAAUAACGUGUAUACAUUGUUCCGUAAAAAGAAAAACAUUUUGUCUAUACAGGAUUGUAUACCUAUAGCAUUGUUAUUUGUAACAUAAACACGUUUUUAAUAAAA